UCGUUAAAAUUCCUUUCAAGGUGUAGUUGUCAAUCGCUUUUCGUCGAAGUAACUAAAGUCGUAAAUGCGAAAAACCGUGCGCGAAAAUGGUUUUGUCUGUUACAAAACAUGCUAAAAUAACACCCAAAAAAAUAAAAUACGCGAUCGCAGCUGCCGCUCUAAUUGUAAUAAUCGCUGUAGCAGUAACUUUGGUAAUAAUAUUCAGACCAAAAGAUGAUAAAAAAAUAUUCAAAGGAGCUGUAGUAACCAACGGACCAGAAUGUUCACCAAUAGCAAGAGACAUUAUGACCAAAGGAGGAACCGUAGCAGAUGCAGCAGUAGCAGCUUUAUUUUGCGAAGGUCUCGCCCAACCCUACGCAAUGGGUUUAGGUGGUGGAUUUCUACUGACAAUGUACAAUCGAACUACAGGGGUAGUUCAAAUUUUAAACUCCAGGGAAAUAGCUCCAAAAGCGGCAACUAAAGACAUGUUCAAAGGCAACCCCGAUGCAUCCAGAGUUGGUGGAUUGGCUGUGGCGGUUCCAGCCGAACUCAAAGGCUACUGGGAGUUGUACAAGAAACACGGCGGAGGAGUUUCCUGGAGAGAACUCGUCCAACCGUCGGUGGAUUUGUGCAAAACCGGCCUGACGGUUACUCCUCAUUUGGAAGCCACGUUCAAACGACGCAAGCCAAUUAUUUUGGGCGACCCGAUUUUGAGCGAAAUGUUUGUCAACCCCCAAACGAACGAUGUAUACGUUGCAGGUGAUAAAUACACAAUGCGCAGAUUAUGUAAAACAUUGGAAAUUAUCGCCGAUGAAGGCGGCGAUGCUUUACAUAAUGGAUCAUUAACAGAGGGUCUGGUCGAUGAUAUUAAAAAACGCAAUGGAAUAAUAACCGUUGAUGAUUUACAUUCUUAUAGGCCGAAAUGGCAAGCUCCAUUAUCCAUUAAACUUUCGAGCGAACACACUGUAUAUACUCCACCACCGCCGGGUUCUGGAGCAGUAGUGGCGUUUAUUUUGAAUAUUUUAGACGGAUUUUUGGAUCUAAACGAUCCGGAAGCGUUCGAUAAUUACCAAAAAAUCGUGGAGAGCUUGAAAUUUUCGUACGCCAAGAGAAGCUUAUUGGGCGAUCCAGAGUUUGUUAACAUCACCGAGCUGCUUUCUUCGAUGUUAUCAAAAAAAUACGCCGAAAGUAUUCGAAGCCAAAUUAGUUUAAACUCCACACAAACGAACGCAUCUUAUUAUGGAGCCGAUACCAAUUUACCGGACGAUCACGGAACGGCCAAUAUUUGCAUACUAGCCCCCAACGGAGACGCGAUUACAGUAACCAGUACCACUAAUUACUAUUUCGGCGCGGCAUUCGUUUCGGAAAGCACGGGCAUCAUCAUGAACGACCAAAUGGACGAUUUCUCCAGCGAAAACAUCAUCAAUGUCUACGAUUACGCUCCGUCACCGUCUAAUUUCAUCGACCCCGGUAAACAACCGAUGUCUUCGAUGUCGCCCUCGAUUAUCGUCAAUAAAGAAGGCGACGUGGAGAUGCUAGUCGGAGCAGCUGGGGGAUCCAAAAUUAUCACCGGAAUUGCGCAGGUCGUAAUCAGACAUUUGUGGUACAAAACGGACCUCCAGCGAGCGAUGGAUUACAAACGGCUGCACCACCAGCUCUGGCCUAUGAGGAUCGACAUGGAGCCCGAAUUUCAAACCGAGGACGUGUACAUAGCCGAGGGCUUGCGAGAAAUAGGCCACAAUGUGACUUUCGUUGAUGGACUGGGAUUUGCGGCGGCGACGAGUAUUACUCGCAGGCAGGGAGAAUCUGUCUUUGGUACUUUCGACAGGAGGAGGUCGGGAUCCGUUUCCUAUUUGUGACCCGCCAUUUUUCUUUCGGCAUGUUUCGAGAAGGCGGCGGAACGAGUCUCAUGAACAAAAAAUUUUAACGGUUUUUUUAACGCCGCUCGGUCGUUUAAAUUUUUUUCGCGCGUUUUAAGUAGAUGAAUUAUGUACAUAUUAUUUGUAGGUGCCAGAUUUUACUAAUUGUUUGCGUUAGUAGAGGUAUUAAAUAGGUUAA
Messenger RNA from Phyllotreta striolata, 2037 nucleotides. Lineage: Eukaryota; Metazoa; Arthropoda; Insecta; Coleoptera; Chrysomelidae. The record is from the annotation of a GenBank genome assembly.